AUGCGGCCGGCGGGAGCCGCGGCCGGCUUGGGGUCGCCGGCGCGGGAUCUGUCGCUGUGCGGGGAGCUGCCGCAGGCCCCGCCGCCCCUGACCUCGUCGCCGCCGACGGCCGCGCCCUCGGGGCCGCCGCUCCCCACGGCAGCCGGCGCGACCCUCAGCCGCCUUCCGGAGCCGCUGCUGCGGAGGCUCAGCGGGAGCUUGGACCGAGCGCCCGAGGGCCGGGGAUGGAGGAGACUGGCCGAGGUGGCGGGGAGUCGGGGGCGCCUCCGGCUCAGUUGUCUCGACUUGGAGCAGUGCUCUCUCAAGGUCCUGGAGCCGGAAGGCAGCCCCAGCCUGUGUUUACUGAAGCUGCUGGCUGAGAAGGGCUGUACGGUCGUGGAGCUGAGCGACUUUCUGCAGGCCAUGGAGCACACCGAGGUCCUUCAGCUUCUCAGCCCCCCAGGAAUAAAGAUCACUGUAAACCCCGAAUCCAAGGCAGUCUUGGCGGGACAGUUUGUGAAGCUGUGUUGCCGGGCAACUGGACAUCCUUUUGUACAAUAUCAAUGGUUCAAAAUGAAUAAAGAGAUUCCAAAUGGAAAUGCAUCUGAACUUGUUUUUAACACAGUGCAUGUAAAAGAUGCAGGCUUUUAUGUCUGUCGAGUUAAUAAUAAUUUCACCUUUGAAUUUAGCCAGUGGUCACAGCUGGAUGUUUGCGAUGUCACAGAAGUAACAGAAAGCUUCCGGAGUAAUUGGGAUGGCAUCUCUGAAUCCAAGUUGCAAAUCUGUGUUGAACCAAAGUCCCAAAAACUGAUGCCUGGCAGCACGUUGAUCUUACAGUGUGUGGCUGUUGGAAGCCCCAUUCCUCAGUACCAGUGGUUCAAGAAUGAAUCCCGAUUAACACACGAGACAAAAAAGCUAUACAUGGUACCUUAUGUGGAUUUGGAGCAUCAAGGAACCUACUGGUGUCGUGUAUAUAAUGAUCGAGAGAGUCAAGACAGCAAGAAAGCAGACGUCAUCGUAGGAAGAACAGAUGAGGCAGUGGAAUGCACUGAAGAUGAAUUAACUAAUCUUGGGCAUCCUGAUAAUCAAGAGCAUACAGUUGACCAACCUUUGGCAAAAGACAAGGUUGCUCUUUUGAUAGGAAAUAUGAAUUAUUGGGAGCAUCCCAAGCUUAAAGCUCCUUUGGUGGAUGUGUAUGAACUGACCAACUUGUUAAGACAGCUAGAUUUCAAAGUCGUUUCACUGUUGGAUCUUACUGAAUAUGAGAUGCGUAACGCUGUGGAUGAAUUUUUACUGCUUUUAGACAAAGGAGUCUAUGGGCUGUUGUAUUACGCAGGACAUGGAUAUGAAAACUUCGGGAACAGUUUUAUGGUCCCUGUGGAUGCUCCAAAUCCAUAUAGGUCUGAAAACUGUCUGUGUGUACAGAAUAUCCUGAAACUGAUGCAAGAAAAGGAGACUGGACUCAACGUGUUCCUGCUGGACAUGUGCAGGAAGAGAAAUGACUAUGACGAUACCAUCCCAAUCCUGGAUGCCCUGAGAGUCACCGCCAAUAUCGUCUUUGGAUACGCCACGUGUCAAGGAGCAGAAGCUUUUGAAAUACAGCAUUCUGGAUUAGCAAAUGGAAUCUUCAUGAAGUUUUUAAAGGAUAGGUUAUUAGAAGAAAAGAAAAUUACUGUGUUACUGGAUGAAGUUGCAGAAGAUAUGGGUAAAUGUCACCUUACCAAAGGCAAGCAGGCGCUAGAGAUUCGAAGUAGCUUAUCUGAAAAGAGAGCCCUUACUGACCCAAUCCAGGGAACAGCACACUCCGCAGAGUCUCUGGUGCGAAACCUCCAGUGGGCCAAGGCGCAUGAGCUUCCAGAAAGUAUGUGUCUUAAAUUUCAGUGUGGUGUUCAGAUUCAACUGGGGUUUGCAGCCGAGUUUUCCAACGUCAUGAUAAUCUAUACGAGUAUAGUGCACAAACCGCCUGAUAUAUUAAUGUGUGAUGCCUAUGUUACCGACUUUCCACUUGACCUAGAUAUUGAUCCCAAAGAUGCAAAUAAAGGGACCCCCGAAGAGACUGGCAGCUAUUUAGUAUCAAAGGAGCUUCCCAAGCACUGCCUAUACACGAGACUCAGCUCACUGCAGAAAUUAAAGGAACAUCUGGUCUUCACGGUCUGCCUGUCGUAUCAGUACUCGGGACUGGAAGACACCGUAGAGGAAAAGCGGGAGGUAAAUGUUGGAAAGCCGCUCAUCGCAAAACUCGACAUCCACCGGGGCUCAGGGAGCAAGACGCGCUUCCAGACUUGCGUCAUGUGUGACGGCCCCUACCACAGCCCUGCCGCCGGCUCCGCGGGGGCAGCCCGCUACCGCCCGCCUCGGGACUCCUUCUCCGGCACUUACCACUCGCAUCUCAGCAGCUCGAGCAACGUGCUGCCAUCAGGUGGCUGUCGCUGCAGCCGGACUGCGGACGCCUUCAUUUCAAGCCAUCGCAGCCACCAUUACUCAUGUCAGUUUGGCAGAAGCAACGUGCCAGUAGAGACGACUGAUGAAAUACCGUUCACUUUCUCUGAUGGCCUCAGAAUUUCUGAAAAGUGA
Molecule: messenger RNA, 2553 nt
Organism: Rangifer tarandus platyrhynchus (Svalbard reindeer)
Lineage: Eukaryota; Metazoa; Chordata; Mammalia; Artiodactyla; Cervidae
Source: the annotation of a GenBank genome assembly